Messenger RNA from Bombina bombina (fire-bellied toad), 6026 nucleotides. RefSeq names its product LYR motif containing 1 (gene LYRM1). Bases 4529 to 4897 code for a protein of 122 amino acids. The record is from RefSeq and is a predicted model, not a curated record. The transcript is spliced from 4 exons. Lineage: Eukaryota; Metazoa; Chordata; Amphibia; Anura; Bombinatoridae. Gene Ontology annotation, cellular component: mitochondrion.
GCUGCUGCCCUGCUCGGAAGUGGGGUUAAUACAGGAACAUGGAAGGUCGUUCGGUUCUGUCGCAUGUACAAACGGUUAAAAUGUGCUGAAUAAACUAUAUAAUAGUUUCCAGCAGAAUUUCUGUGGGAGUUUUACUAUUAGCCAAUGAGCGCUAAUACUGCAGUAUGCUGUGUACAUCCAUGCACUUCAUUAUUGCAGACUUUGGAUUUCUUUGGCAGCCAAUGGGUCAAUCAGCAUUUACUUAAACCUUUGCACACAGCAAUAGGUUCUUUACUUCCCCUGUUGCUUUAACCCCUAGACUGCCAGGACAGCAGCACCUCUCACAGCUGUAAUAUUGUGCCGUCAGGAGUUAUUCUCAUCAUUCUUUAGCCUAGGUCAGGGGGGGAGAAAAAUCAAUCAUUAAAAAAAAAGAUAAUUGUUAUUUAGACACUAAAGAAAUAAUUGCUUAAAUAAUGUAUUCAGAGCAAAGAUUAGCCUAAGAAUAAUUUGUACAGAAUACUAAACCCAUGUGUUUUCUUUCAUGAUUCGGAUAGAGCAGCAAUUUUAAGCAACUUUCUAAUAUUCUAUUCCUUUUAUCCAAAUUUCUUCCUUCUCUUGCUAUCUUUAUUUAAAAAGCAGAAAUGUAAAGCUUAGGAGUCGGUCCCAUUUUAGGCUCAGCACCCUGGAUAGCGCUUGCUGAUUGGUGGCUACAUGUAACCACCAAUCAGCAAACGUAACCCUGGUUCUGAACCAAAAAUGGUAAGAUAAGACCUGGCUAAGUAAAUAGACUAAGAAGAAUUAGUUGGCCCUGCUUUUUAGCGAGGUUACAGUUUAGGAGGUGGCUGUUGGAGAGACACAAAGCAAAUCGUGUGUUGUGUGUAGGAAAAAAAUAGUAAAAGGUCACACAACUGCAAUAAGAAAAUGUUUCUGCUGCUGCAACAGUAGCAGCAUAUGUACAUAGCCACCAAUCACUGGCCGGAUUCAGCUCAGGACUGUCUAUGCAUUGCUGCUCGAGAGCUGACUUUCUUGGGACAUGAAAUUCAAAAUGAAACAUUCAUGAUUCAGAUAGAACAUGCAAUUUUAAGAAACUUUUUAAUUUGCUCCUGUUUUUUUACUUUAUUCUCUUGUUUUUCCUUGUAGAAAAGAAUACCUAGGUAGGCUCAGCAAUGCACUGCUUGGUAGCUAGCUGGUGAUUGGUAGCUGUACACAAAUGCCUCCUGUCAUUGGCUCACCAGAUGUGCUCAGCUAGCUCCCAUUCCUGCUCUGGACUUGACUUUAAUGAUAUGUUUAACAUUUAAAUUUGUAUUCCUAAAGAAAAAGGUUACUGGUGUGUUCAUUUUGGUGUUUGUUAAAGAUAUUCACAAUCAAUAUUUCCAGCUGAUUAGUUCCCAAUGUAUUCUUUGUUGAAGAGCUGCCUAGGUAAAUGUCCAUACCAGAAGUUAGUGUUGCCAUCUAGUGCUCUUGCAAAUGGAUAACAUUUUUGCAAAACUGCUGCCAUAUAGGGCUCCAAACACGUGCACGCUCCUGAGCUUAAAGGGACAGUCUACAAUAGAAUUUUUAUCGUGCACGUGAUCACGAGAUUUUAAUGAUGGGAUUGUGUCAGAGGGGCGUCCCUAUGUUGCUAGGCACGCCACCCCAGACCGCGAUCCCAUCAGGGAAGCGCCAGUGGUUUCAGGAAAGCCAAGCCGUUAGGACGUUGUAUUCCGUCAAUCGGCGCUAAAGCCCAGAAAAAUUAGUACGGAAUACAACGCUGUAACGGCGUUAAAGGGAUAAAUAACUCCUCGGGCGUUAACACAAUGUUAUCUAUAUGGCCCACAUGAACUAUUAGUCUCCUGUUGUGAAAAGCAAAUACAAAAGCAUGUGAUUAAGAGGCUGGCAUUAGAGCCUUUGAAACAGGCAGACAUUUAGAGGUUUAAAUGUUAUAAAGUAAAUUAAUCUAGCAAUGUUAGUUGUGCAAAGCUGGGGAAUGGGUAGUAAAUAACAAUUUUAGUGUAGACUGUCCUGUUAAGCACCUGCUUUUAAACAAAAGAUACCAACAGAAUGAAGAAAAUUUGAUAAUAGACCUAAAUUAGAAAGUUGUUUAAAAUUACAUGCUGUAUCUGAAUCAUGAAAGAAAAAAUUUGGUUUCAUGUCCCUUUAACCAUUUGAUGUCUUUGAAUAAAUAUAUCUGAUGGUGAAGAGUCCACUGCCUCCUGUGCUUUCCAACUUCUGUGUAUGCUUUACUGAUAUUAUGAAUAUUUAAGUAAUUUAGACUUUGUUCUGUGUUUGUUACUGGCUGUCUAAUGCGAGGUCAAAUCACUGUUGUGUGUAUUUCACUGGCAGCAAGAUGUCAAAUUAUUAAUUUAUGUAACCCUGGAACCAACGGGCACACUAAAGGGCUUGACAAAUUUGUUUAAUUAAAACAUUCUAGCCGGAAAAUUCUCAGUUUUAUGUGUGCACUAUAAACGCACAUAUUUUAAUACCCAAAGCUUGGACCAAACCCUCAGUAUACUGGUUUCAUAUCUAGUGAAGCAGGCAGCUUACCCCAGAGCAGAUUGGGUGCAAAAUAUAUAAAUGAUAAAAUAUGCAAACAAAAAAACGCACCCACAAUAUUUAUAGGGAUUUGAUAACUCAGUUGCAAGUAACAAUAAUUAAAGAGAGAGGUUAAAAUUAAAAUGUAAAUGCAUUUACUUAAAUUUUAAAUACAUUUUUUUGCAAUAUACUUCGAUUAGCAAACAAUGCGUAUUGUAAAAGUUAUUACUAUUUCAGCGGCAUACGCACAUAUGCCAUGUGUGAUUAAAGGAUCAGGUUUCAGACACCAUAUCUGCAAAGACUUAAAGGGACAGUACACACUAAUUUUCAUAUAACUGCAUGUAAUAGUCACUACUAUAAAGAAGAAUAUGUACAGAUACUGAUAUAAAAAUCCAGUUUAAAACCUUCUAAAAACUAACUUAGAAGCUCCCAAUUUAGCACUGUUGAUGACAUUAUGCUGGGACAUCCAGUGAAGUGGGCUGGAAAGCAAAAAAAGCAGACCCCUCAUGUAAAAAGACCCUUUACACAAACAGGCGGAAGCUAGGAGUCUGAAAAUCAGCACAAUGUUAUUUAAAAAUAAGCAAAACUAUAAAUUGUUAAAAAAAAAAAAAAAAACCCUUUAUGGGCUAAAUAAAUAGAUCAUCUACAAAACAUUUAUGUAAAGAAAAAUCUAGUGUACAAUGUCCCUUUAAUUUGUGUGAUAUAAACCACUGCUGACUCCAUAUGCAUAGGGCACUCACAGCAUAUGUGCAUAUUCCACUGAAACAAUAAUAUGGUCUUUACUAGGAUCAUUUUUCCUAAUGGAAGUAUAUUGCAAAAAUGCUUCUAUUCAUAAUUGAAAAUGUACAUUUCAAUAUUGACCUUUCUAUCCUAUCCCUUUAACAUCAGACAGACAACUUUACCAGGAAGGGAUCAUGGCCACCUGGGUUUGGAUAUUCCUGCCAGAAUUUACUGUUGCACAAGAAUUGCCAAUCGCGCGAGAACAGGGCUUGUUAGCAAUCCCAGACAGAUGUUUGAUAUCUACAGUCUCUGAGGUUGCGGACAGGUUAAAGGGAAAGUCUAGUCAAAAUUAAACUUUCAUGAUUCAGAUAGAGCAACAACUUUCCAAUUUACUUUUAUAAUCAAAUUUGCUUUGUUCUCUUGGUAUUCUUGGUUGAAAGCUAAACCUAGGUAAGGUCAUGCUAAUUUCUAAGUCCUUGAAGGUCGCCUCUUAUCUCAGUGCAUUUUAACUAGUUUUUCACAGCUAGACAGCGCUAGUUAAUUUGUGCCAUUUAUAACAUUGUGCUCACUACUGUGGGGUUAUUUAUGAGUCAGCACUGAUUGGCUAAAAUGCAAGUCUGUCAAAAGAACUGAAAUAAGAGGGCAGUCUGCAGAGGCUUAGAUACAAGGUAAUCACAGAGGUAAAAAAUAUAAUAUAACCGUGUUGGUUAUGCAAAACUGGGGAAUGGGUAAUAAAGGGGUUAUCUAUCUUUUUAUAAAAUAACAUUUCUGGAGUACACUGCCCCUUUAGGAAACAGCUGUCUUACAACCACAGCUUUUUAACUUGCUUUGCAGAAUCAUAUGUGUAAGCCUGCACAGCAGGGGCUCUGAAGUUGUAUUGCCACCUUCGGAAAUGGAACCUUUAGUGUGUGCUAAUAUAUAUUUUUUUUCCCUUUAGCGUUCAAUAAUAAUAUAUAACUUUAUUAUGACUUUACAACCUCUGCGCUACAUUAACUUUUUAGCACAACACUUUAGAGAAGGUCUAGACAAAUACAGCUGCCAGGUCGCCAUGGUAAUUAGAGAUUUAUUUGCAAAGUUUUCUGUCAUGUUGCAUUUAAUAAAAUCUUUAAUUCUGCAGUUUUCAUUUUGGAGACAAGAAGGCGCCUGUGCAGAACAUAGAGAAGAUAGAGGGCUGAUCAUAGCUAUAGAUCUGUCGUUUACUUCUUUCUUCCCUGUAUCUUGAGAUCAUCCCUGUGUGUGAGCCGCUUCAUAUUCCGCUGUCAUUUGCUGGAAACACGUUUGUGAUCAGGAACACAGAUUUAUUAAAGAAAAAACCCAGAUGACAGCAGCAACGCGCAAAGAAGCUUUGAGCCUUUAUCGCAAAAUUUUCAGAAUAGCAAGAAAAUGGCAGUCUGCAUCAGGCAUCAAGGAAGAGACAGCAAAGGAAAAACAAUACAUUGUUGAUGAAGCCAGAACGUUGUUCUAUAAAAAUAAAAAUGUAACUAACAUAGAAAUGAUCACACAGUGUAUAGACGAGUGCAAAGCCAGAGUGGAGAUGGGAUUACAUUAUGGAAUUCCGUAUCCCAGACCAAUUCAUCUGCCUCCUAUGGGACUUGCUAUACCUCACAGUAAAGUUCUCAGCACACAAGUAAAGCUAAGGAAGCAAGCCAAGCCCAUCUACCUAAAAUCACACGAUGAGGUCUCAUAGCGCGAUGUUGUUGUACAAUUAGCACUUUAUAGCGUAAAAUCUAUUCAGAUGCAAAGUAUUGCCGUACAGGACUUUUGUUUUUUGCUUAACUGUGCCAUGCGCUAUUUACUAAAUGCAUAAGUUGUGUGUUAUACGUUUUAUGUGAGGCUAAUAUUCUGCUGCAUAUGAUAUUCAGUAAAACACGGUUAUUAAACCAUUAAGGAAACAGCCUAACAGGUUGGAUUUGAUUUAAAUCACUAGUCGGUAAGACCAAUUUCCUGGUUUUCAUUUUUAGAAUAAUACGUUUUCAGAUUAUUGGUUCCAGUUAUAUCAGACCAUUACUGAUUUGUUCAUAGAUCAUUAGAUAUCCAUAGAAAGAUCAUUGAAAUGAAUGAAAUAAUUUGGUGAACUAUCUCCAGUUUAACUGGUUAAUCAUUCAUAUCUGACCCACUUUUCAUCUGUAUUUUAUAAGAAGGAGAAAAAUUAUGGUUACAUUAAUAAUAAUAAUAAUAAUUGAAAUAGUUUUAAUUAAAGGGACACUGAAUCCAAUUUUUUUCUUUCAUGAUUCAGAUAGAGAAGCAAUUUUAAGCAACUUUCUAAUUUACUCCUAUUAUCAAUUUUUCUUCGUUCUCUUGCUAUCUUUAUUUGAAAAAGCAGGAGUUAAAGCUAAGGAGCCGGUCCGUCAUUGUUUCAGCACUUGGGUACAGCUUGCUGAUUGGUGGCUAAAUAUACCCACCAAUCAGCAAGUGCUAUCCAGGGUGCUGAACCAAAAAUGGGCCGGCUCGUAAACUUGCAUUCCUGCUUUUUCAAAUAAAGAUAACGAAUAAAAAUUGAUAAUAGGAGAAAAUUAGAAAGUUGCUUAAAAUCCAUGCUCUAUCUGAAUCAUGAAAGAAAAAAAAAUUGGGUUCAGUGUCCCUUUUACUAAAACAAUAACAUUUUUCAUUUGUAAUGCUUGCCCCACCCUCCUCACACUUAGGUCCAUGUGCAGAUUUAUUCCACUCCAAACAAUCUUUUAUGCAGUGAGCUUCUUAAAACUUAGCAUGGGUUGAUUCUGUGUACAUAGAUUUGCAGGGGCAAUGGCAUUUAAAGAGACAGUAAAGUUAAAAUUAAACUUUCAUUAUUCAGUGCAAUAUUAAAAUGUUCAAACACA